GGAUGGAUGGGAGGGCUCUGGAGCAGCCGCGAUGCUGAUCUCGGGAUGGGAGGGCUCUGGAGCUGAUCCCGGCAGGCAGGGAUGGAUGGGAGGGCUCUGGAGCAGCCGCGAUGCUGAUCUCGGGAUGGGAGGGCUCUGGAGCAGCAGCGCUGCUGACGUGCUGCCGGAGCUGCAGUGACUCCGCAAUGGCUGAGCCUGCCGGCGCUGAGCGCAUCCCGCAGCCUGCCGGGGAAUCCUGUCCUUAGCUCCUCCGACCGCUCGCAUCCGCGCUCGGCUACCUGGUGCCCUGCCCUGCUGAGCCUGCACAGGGACAGGGACAGUGCCUCUGCUGUGGCUGGACCAUGAGGGACAGAGCGAGGCACUGAGGGUCACCAGCCAGGAGCACUGCCACCCACCUUAACAGGAUUGCUUUGAAAAGGCCCCAGAAGAUGUGAGCAGCGAGCAGCAGCGAGGGCCCCCUCAGCAUGGCCAAGAGGGGCUCCAGCAGCCGCGCCAGGGGGGACAAGCCCGACGCCCUGGCCGCCCUGCAGGCUGCCAACGAGGAGCUGCGGGCCAAGCUCACCGACAUCCAGAUCGAGCUCCAGCAAGAGAAGAGCAAGGUCAGCAAGUUGGAAAGGGAGAAAAAUCAGGAAGUGAAGCAGAUCAAGGAGCACGAGCAGCAUAAAAGCACAGUGGUGGUCACAGAGCUCAAAGUCAAACUCCACGAAGACAAAAUGAAAGAGCUCCAGGCUGUGCGAGAAACUCUCCUGAGGCAGCACGAAGCCGAGCUGCUCAGAGUGAUCAAAAUCAAGGACAACGAGAUCCAGAGGCUGCAGACCCUGCUGAACGCCGUGCGCGACGGGGCCCCCGACAAGGUGAAGACCGUGCUGCUGAGCGAGGCCAAGGAGGAGGCCAAGAAGGGCUUCGAGGUGGAGAAAAUCAAAAUGCAGCAGGAGAUCUCCGAGCUGAAGGGCGCCAAGAAGCAGGUGGAGGAGGCCCUGACCAUGGUGAUCCAGGCUGACAAGAUGAAGGCAGCAGAGAUCCGGAGCGUGUACCACCUGCACCAGGAGGAGAUCACGCGCAUCAAGAGGGAGUGCGAGCGCGAGAUCCGCAGGCUGAUGGAGGAGAUUAAGUUUAAGGACAGAGCAGUCUUCGUGCUGGAGAGAGAGUUAGGGGUGCGAGCCGGGCAUGCUCAGAGACUGCAGCUCCAAAAGGAGGCUUUAGAUGAACAACUGUCCCAGCUCAAAGAGUCUGACCGGCAUCUGAGCAGCCCCAAGCGGGAACUUCCUUAUGCAAGUGGUGCAGGAGACGCUUCAGAUCAUUCGGGAAGCCCCGAACAGCAGUUGGAUGAAAAGGACGCGCGGCGCUUCCAGCUGAAAAUCGCGGAGCUGAGCGGGAUCAUCCGCAAGCUGGAGGACAGGAACGCGCUGCUGUCGGAGGAGAGGAACGAGCUGCUGAAACGUCUCAGAGAAGCAGAAAGUCAGUAUAAACCCAUUUUGGACAAAAACAAACGCCUCAGUCGGAAGAAUGAGGAGUUGUCACAUGCCUUACGUCGAAUGGAAAACAAACUGAAAUUUGUGACGCAGGAAAACAUCGCCAUGAGGCAAAGAAGUGGAGCAAUAAGGAGACCAAGCUCCCUAAAUGACCUCGACCACAGCCAGGAAGAAAGGGAAGUGGAUUUCCUGAGACUACAAGUCAUUGAGCAGCAGAACAUCAUAGAUGAGCUCUCCAAGACCCUGGAGACUGCUGGCUAUGUGAAGAGUGUCAUGGAACGUGAUAAGCUGCUACGGUUCAGGAAGCAGAGGAAAAAAAUGACAAGAAUUCCUAAGAAGCCAGUGGUGGAGACGUUCUAUGGCUAUGAUGAGGAGGCUUCCCUGGAGUCUGAUGGUUCCUCCAUCUCCUACCAAACGGACCGGACCGACCAGACCCCCUGCACGCCCGAGGACGACCUGGAAGAGGGCAUGGCCAAGGAGGAGACGGAGCUGCGGUUCCGGCAGCUGACCAUGGAGUACCAGGCGCUGCAGCGCGCCUACGCCCUGCUGCAGGAGCAGGUCGGGGGCACCCUGGAUGCCGAGCGGGAAGUCAAGACGCGUGAGCAGCUCCAAGCAGAAAUUCACCGGUCCCAGGCUCAGAUAGAGGAUCUGGAGAAGGCUCUGGCUGAGCAGGGACAGGACAUGAAGUGGAUUGAGGAGAAGCAGGCGUUGUACAGAAGGAAUCAGGAGCUGGUAGAAAAGAUCAGGCAGAUGGAGGCAGAGGAGGCACGGCUCAAGCACGACGUGCAGGAUGCCAAGGACCAGAACGAGCUGCUGGAGUUCAGGAUCCUGGAGCUGGAGGAGAGGGAGCGGCGGUCCCCGGCCAUCACCUUCCACCACGGCCCCUUCACGGAGGGGAAGAGCCCCCUGCAGGUGUACUGCGAGGCUGAAGGUGUAACAGACAUUGUAGUGGCAGAGCUGAUGAAAAAGUUGGACAUUUUAGGGGAUAACGCCGUAAGUAAUCUGACCAACGAGGAGCAGGUGGUCAUCAUCCAGGCCAGGACUGUCCUCACGCUGGCUGAGAAGUGGCUCCAGCAGAUCGAGGUGACCGAGUCUGCGCUGCAGCAGAAGAUGCUGGACCUGGAGAACGAGAAGGAGCUGUUCAGCAAGCAGAAGGGGUACCUGGACGAUGAGCUGGACUUCAGGAAGCAGUCCCUGGACCAGGCUCACAAGCAAAUUCUGGAAUUAGAAGCCAUGCUCUAUGAUGCCCUGCAGCAAGAAGCUGGAGCCAAAAUUUCCGAACUUCUUUCAGAAGAGGAGAAGGAGAAGCUGAAGAGCGCCGUGGAGCAGUGGAAGCGGCAGGUGAUGAGCGAGCUCCGCGAGAGGGACGCCCAGAUCCUGCGCGAGAGGAUGGAGCUCAUCCAGCACGCCCAGCAGAGAAUUAAAGAGCUAGAAGAAAGAAUUGAAGGCCAAAAAAGACAAAUAAAAGAGUUAGAGGAAAAGCUUUCAUUCUUUGGUCAUAGUCCUUCAGGCCACAUGCACAAGCCCCUGAGGCCGCUGCUCCUGCUGUUCCUGCCCGAGGGACAGCCCUGCUUCCCCAGACCCACACAGAGACUUUGCCCCUGCACCCUCGGAUCUGUCUCGUUGUGUGCUGCUGGCCAGGGCAGCUGCAGCCUGUGGGACUUGCACGGGGCUGAGCUGGGCUGGGGGGACUCCCUGAACCCCCAAAACCCCCGAGGAGCCUUUGGAGAGGACAGGACUGAGCCCGCCAAGGAAGCCAAGGACUCCGAGAACUGUGCUGCUGCCUCAGAACUGAGCCCACCGAGGAAACCAAGAGCUCUGCUGCUGCCUCUGCUGCAGCCCAGGCUCUCUGCAGGGCCAGCCCCUGACAGCAGCACCAUCUCUGAUUCAGAUACACUGGAUUUAUCCCGGUUCCCUGCUAAGCAGGUGGCAAAUUGCUUCUGUGCAGAAGUGCCCCUGUCCUGUCUGUGUGCCACACGCUCGUGUUUGUUCCACAGUUCUUCAAAAAUCUGUCUUGGAAGAAGGUUUGAGGAAGCGUUCCAGAGGAGUAGCUCAUGAAAAGAUGGAAGUGAGUGAAAAUGAAGUGGUUUGUUCCAAGGAAUUUCUCCAUUGCACAGGGUAUGUCCCAUGCUUUGUUGAACGUCCCACAAGCCCAGUUUUAGGGAAAAUGUAAAACUACAUUCAGGAAACCAAGCUCUAAUUAUUUUUUGAGUUGUCAGUAAACCAUGAUGAGAAAAAUUAUGCAAUAAUUUGUAUUUGGCUGUCCUUGUACAAUGACAAAAGGCUUAACGCUGUCCCAGCAAAAAGUUCAGCCUGGAAAAGAAUGAACUAGACCAGAUUAUCCCUGAUCCACAUUCACUGGGCUGGGAGAGGGAACAGAAGAUGUUCUCACCUGGUAGAUGUCCUCACCUGGAAGAUGUCCUCACCUCAGCGAAAGGGAGCACAAGUCCCACAGAGCCCGAGCCUGGGAGGCUGGCACAGGAACCAGGAAGGAAAAAGAAUCCUCUAGAAAAACAGGAGAAGAGGGGAAAACCCAGAAGAAAUUCCACAGUGUGAUUGACCACGUUGGAUCCACAGCCGAGCACAGAAAUGCAGGGCUGUGGGGCAAGGCCAGGGAUGAGGAACAAGGCCAGGACCAAGGCCAGGGAUGAAGGUCAAAGCCAGGACCAAGGCCAGGGAUGGGGACCAAGGCCAGGGAUGAAGGUCAAAGCCAGGACCAAGGCCAGGGAUGGAGGACGAAGCCAAUAACAAGGCCAGGGAUGAAGGAUGAAGCCAGGAACAAGGCCAGGGAUGAGGACCGAAGCCAGGGAUGAGGAACAAAGCCAGUACCAAGGCCAGGGAUGAAGGUCAAAGCCAGGACCAAGGCCAGGAGCGAGGUGCUGCCACCAGCCAGGGUCCCAUGUGCCCAUUCCCUGGGAGCACGGGCAGGAAGGGAUCAGAGCUCUGGACAGGUACCUGCGCUGCUGGAGUUUGUAAAGCUAUGAAGAAAACCCCUGGAUACUGAAAUUCUUCAACCUCUUCCUGCCCUUGUACAUCGACAGUGUUUUAACCCAGCACUGGGAGCUCAGCUGCAGAAACACAAGGAAGGGAUUUGGUCAGAGAAGUGUGGCAUUUGAACCAGAGGGAUGCAACGUUUUGAGGCCAAGGUUGUGGAUGUUGAUAUCAGCAUACAAUUCUAUCAUGGAAUUGAUUUAACAAGCUCCGAUUCUACCAGAUACCAAUGCCAGUGCUGGCAUUCUGGGAUGAGCUGCAUUUUUGCUUCUGCAUUUCAUGCCUAAACGAGUUCAUUUUGAGUUCCACUGAAAUACUUCAUGUCUUAAAAUACUGUAUUCACUGCAGGAAGCCCUGCAGGUGGUGGCUGAGGUGACAAAGGGCACGUUAGGAAGGGGCUUGAGUCCAUCUCACGGCUCUUCAUUGGGGAUGUGCUCUUGCCCGGUGUGUCCGUGUGUCUCAAAUACCGGUUCUGUUUUCCCAUUAACUUCCUUGAUCCUGGGGGUUUUACGUACAAAGCCAAUUGUACAGGACAGGUCUGUGUGUAAAUAAGGGAUUGUGCUUAUCUAUAUGUCACUAUAAAUAUGUAUGAAGUUUUGUACAUAGGAAAGAGAAAACGGCUCAAAGAAUGUUUUCAGAACUGUGCCCUCCGUUUAAAUGCACAGACAGGAGAUUGCCAUCCGUGUGCUCCCUCACUCUCCGGGAAGGGAUCCCGCUGGUUCCGCUCGCUGUCUGCAUCCCGCCGGCUCUGUGAGGAGUUUGUGGUGGCCCGGAGCAGGGCUGGGCUCCGUGUCAGGAGGUUUUGUUAACCCGGAGCAGGGCUGGGCUCCGUGUCAGGAGGUUUUUGGUAGCCCGGGGCCAGGCUGGGCUCCGUGUCAGGAGGUUUUUGGUAGCCCAGGGCCAGGCUGGGCUCUGUGUCAGGAGGUUUUUGGUAGCCCGGGGCCGGGCUGAGCCGUGCCGAGUCUCGGCCGCUCCUCCUCACUCUGGCCCCGGUGCAUCCCUUGCAAGCACCGUCUCCAAGCCCCGGGGCGGCGGUGGGGCAGUGUCCCGAGUCCCUCGGUGCCCGGUGCGGGGGCAGCAGCCGGAGCAGGGGGUGCCGGGGCCGCCCCCCGCCCCAAACCCGCUGCUGUCUGUAUGUGUGCCAGGCGUGGACUGCUUGUUCCAGCUGCGGAGGAUGCGGCUGUUAUUUCCAGUAUUCUGCUCUAUAUCUGUAGCCUUCAGUGAUUCCUUGAGUGCCUUACGUGGCUUGUGGACAGAAUUCCUGACCAGGAGGAGAAAAUGCCCCUGGACCGCCGCCGGCUCCUUCGCACCCUGUGCCCCUGGCCGGCAGCGUGCACAGGAAGAGAUUUAGCUUCGACUCAGGAAAUCGCCGUGUGAAUAUGUGUAUUAAACCCUGUAUGAUGUGCUGUACAGUUUAUUAAAAGGGACUGCUGUAAACUUAUGCAAAACGUAACACAGAGAAGAUGGAGGUUUUUGGUGCACCGGCUGGCGUGCCGUGACCCGUGUCCUCUAAUCCUACUCCAGAAUCAUAUCCAAAAUACAGAACGCUGGGUUCAGUGCUGCGACAGCAACCGACAGCCCGAAAGCAGGGGCUGGAGAGACCGACUAGAGAAUUUUACAGAUAUUUUUGUAUUGUGAUUCCUAUGAUAUAUAUCGAGAGACUUUCUAUUCCUUUGUAAAAUACAUAAAUUAUUGUCAAUUUUAAUUAAAAAGAUCUGUUUUAAACCUUCAA
Molecule: messenger RNA, 6195 nt
Organism: Zonotrichia leucophrys gambelii
Lineage: Eukaryota; Metazoa; Chordata; Aves; Passeriformes; Passerellidae
Gene: JAKMIP3
Product: Janus kinase and microtubule interacting protein 3
Exons: 25
Coding region: 465-3530 (1021 amino acids)
Molecular function (GO): kinase binding; microtubule binding
Source: RefSeq, a predicted model, not a curated record